AGACAUCUUCUUCUGAGCCUAGUGGCGAGGAGUCUUCUUCUUCUUCUGAGCUUAGUGGUGAGGAGGAGGAGCCUCUUAUUCUGCAGGAGGAGAUUGAUGCUGCUGAUGUUGUGCCAGAUGUGGUGCCAGAGGGCGGUGCAGAGGGCGGUGCGGAUGACGACCUCAUCCAGAGGGUGGCACCGUUUCCCGGGGGGCCUGAGGAUCUGUCGCUUCUUGCGCAUUAUCCUGACCACAAGGCUCCUUGGACGUGGCAGGCACUUCUUCGCACAGACCCGCGGUACGUGGACCGUCGGACAUUGAGGGUGGCCACUGUUGGGGGGAAGGUAUGGAACCUCCCCUGUGAUGGCGAUUCAGAGGCCCACACACAUGUGCGACAGCUGCUGCAGCAGACGGGUUUGUAUCACCUGCCUUGGUGCGGGUUACCGGAGACAGACCCAGCUGUCGUACUGGCCCUUGUUGAGAGAUGACAUGAGGAGACGAGUAGCUUCCACAUGCCAUUCGGGGAGAUGACUAUCACCCUGGACGAUGUGUCUGCUCUUCUCCAUCUUCCCACAGGGUCGAGGUUCUACACUCCGGGCAGAGGGGAGCGAGACGAGGUUGCAGCGCUCUACGCCCAGCUCCUGGGAGGAUCUGUUGCUGCUUAUCUGGCUGAGUUUGAGGCGGCGGGUGGCCAGAACAUUCGGUUCAUUACUCUGAAGACCAUGUACACGUCUGCUAUGGAUGGGGGACGCUAUGAGGAUGCUGCUAGGAUCUGGCUGGUGAACCAGCUUGGUGCCACCCUCUUUGCCAGCAAGAGUGGUGGUUACCACACUACUGUCUACUGGAUCGGGAUGCUUGAGGACCUCGGUCGCGUGUCGGAGUACGCGUGGGGUGCGAUUGCGCUGGCUUCGUUGUACGAACAGCUGAGUCGUGCAUCCCGCAGGAAGACAGCGCAGAUCGGUGGGUUCACCUCCCUCGUGCUGUCAUGGGCGUAUGAGUACAUAUCCAGCAGCGUCAUUAUCAGGACGGAGGUCCCCGGCUACACACAGGACCAGCCUAGGGCGCAGCGGUGGUCCACGUCUCGGAUCGCGCAUUCCGGACUCGAUGAGAGACGAGUCAUGCUCGAUGAGCUUACAGUGGAUGAUAUCACAUGGACCCCUUUUGAGGACCAUCGAGAUGUUCGACCGCGGGAUCCCAGGGCCCUCUAUUCCAGCUACAUCCGAACACCUUACGGCCGGUCUGUGAGCCGACAUCUACCAGAGCGGGUUGCGCCAGUAUUUGGAGGCAAGAUCACUGUGCCAUUCCCACUGGGGAGCAAUAGUCGGCAUAGGAUGUCCAGGAGUUAA
Lotus japonicus is the source of this 1325-nucleotide messenger RNA. RefSeq names its product protein MAINTENANCE OF MERISTEMS-like. Bases 492 to 1325 code for a protein of 277 amino acids. The record is from RefSeq and is a predicted model, not a curated record. Gene Ontology annotation, biological process: meristem maintenance; meristem development. The transcript has 3 exons. Lineage: Eukaryota; Viridiplantae; Streptophyta; Magnoliopsida; Fabales; Fabaceae.